AUGACCAUAAAGAUUCAACACGCACUAGAAGAACUCGCUACCAUAUUCGAAAAGACACAUCCGACGCUAGCAAAUAUCGAAGACGAGUUCGCACAAUAUUCGAGUGGUGUCGAGGAAGCGAUAGGCAAUACGUUCGAACACCUCGUACUCCUUCAUGCCCGGAUCCAUGGCUUCAAAGCUCACGCUGAGCUUCUCAACACUUCCCACAAACCCUCCACUACGAACAGCGAGAAAGAUGAAUCCACCGUCACUGCUGUCGCGAAAAAUCUGGAGCUACCCACAAUCCCAACAUUCAGCGGCGACACAACGGACUCGGAUAACUUUUGGAAGCUUUCCAACUUAAACGUACAUCCACAAAAUCUUUCCGAGCUACAAAAAUUCAAUUACCUGCUUAACUCCUUAAAAGGGAAACCUCUACAAUCGAUGAAAAAGUUCCAACUCACUAGGCAAAACUACGCAAAAACCAUAGAAUUUCUUGCUAAUAAGUACGUUAAUUCUGAAGAACUUAUUCGCCAGCUCCUCAGAAAAAUGGACAAAAUCUCCCUUCACUCAUCGUCCAUAGAAGAGCAACACAGACUAUUGGAAGACAUAGAAGCAAUCAUAGGCCAAUUAGUGCAAGAAGCUAAGAGGCAACUGGUACGUGCAGAUACACUGGUGCCACUAAACAAGCUUGGACUUUCACAGUUAUUUAUGAUGGAUUGCGGAUCAUUAGCCUUUAUGGCGUUAGUCAAUAUGUCAACGUGGGUGUAG
Angiostrongylus costaricensis is the source of this 750-nucleotide messenger RNA. NCBI's taxonomy places the organism in Eukaryota, Metazoa, Nematoda, Chromadorea, Rhabditida, Metastrongylidae. The record is from the annotation of a GenBank genome assembly.